AUGUCGGCGCAAGAAGAGAUGCAGCAAUCCGGCGAGGUCCAGCAAUCUGGCGAAGCCGCGGAAGAGGUAGUGGCUUCAUUCCACCACAUCACAGAGCUGGAAGCUCACGGAAUCAAUCGGAACGAUGUUCAGCGAUUAUCAGAGGCCGGCUACUGCACCGUAGAGUCGAUUUCUCACUGCACCAUUCGCAAGCUGGUGGAGGUGAAAGGGAUCAGCGAGCAGAAAGCAGCCAAGCUCAAGGAAACCGUGUAUAAGCUAGUCCCAAUCGGCUUCACAACAGCUUCCCAGCAUUUGCUCCAGCGCCAAGACCUAAUCACCCUGACCACCGGAAGCAAAGAGCUAGACAAGCUGCUCGAGGGGGGCAUUGAGACAGGGUCGCUGACGGAGGUGUUUGGGGAGUUUCGUACAGGCAAGACCCAGCUGUGCCACACCCUCUGCGUGGCCUGCCAGAUGCCUCUUGAUGCCGGUGGAGGGGAGGGGAAAGCCAUGUACAUCGAUACCGAAGGCACGUUCCGACCCCAGCGACUAACAGCGAUCGCAGAGCGGUUCGGCCUUAACGGAGACGACGUGCUGGAGAACGUUGCCUACGCUAGGGCGCACAACUCUGAGCAGCAAAUGGAUCUGUUGAAGAUGGCAUCAGCGAUGAUGGCUGAGGACAGGUACGCUCUGCUGGUGAUCGACAGCGCGACCGCCCUCUACCGCACGGACUAUUGUGGCCGAGGAGAGCUUUCAGAGAGACAGAUGCAGCUGGCACAGUUCCUGCGGCAGCUCACACGGAUGGCGGAAGAGUUUGGCGUCGCUGUGGUCCUGACCAACCAAGUAGUAGCAAACCCAGACGGGAUGAGCUUCGCCAAAGACAGUACCAAGCCUAUCGGAGGAAACAUCAUCGCGCAUGCUUCCACCACACGAUUGCGACUGCGAAAAGCGCGAGGCGACAACCGAAUUUGCCAGGUGUUCGACUCUCCAACGCUGGCGGAGAGCGAAUGCCAGUUCUCCAUCGGCCCUGUCGGGGUGGAGGAUCCGAAGGACUGAUUGACUACGGUCGUUCCAUGUGUUCGUACAUUUUUGUUUUGAAUCUCCCCUUCCCAAGGUGUUGUUGGCCAACCUCACUGUACGUAACGGUUUCACCUUGCAUACACGCUUUGCGUUUGGAUUUGUCUCUUUCAGCCUCUGUCCUAUUCCGCUUGAGUCUAGAACUUCUGUGCGUGCGCACCAAUGGCUCGUGCAGGCCUCGUGUAUUCUAGCAACUUUCUUCUACCCGAGGCCUGGGCACAAGGACAGUUCGCCGGUAUAAUAGUCGCAUCGCACACGCCCUUGAGAGAACCGAAGUUGGAUGCAAGAGUGAACACGUCGAACUCGUUGACGGACCUGACCACUCCAAAGCAAUCCUGCAGUUUCCCAAGGAAGUCGUCGUUAAGCUGAUUGCACCGAGUGUUGUAAUAACGUACAGUAUCAGGCCGGAGAAAAGCGGCAUCUACUCGUAGGAGUGGUCAGAUUUGGAGUUUCUUCUACUUUCUACGGGUACGAAGUAUCGAUUGGUGCUUGUUCAUUGGUCCAUGUCACGGUGGCAGGUACACAAAGCAUG
Ectocarpus siliculosus is the source of this 1585-nucleotide messenger RNA. The record is from the annotation of a GenBank genome assembly. NCBI's taxonomy places the organism in Eukaryota, Phaeophyceae, Ectocarpales, Ectocarpaceae.